Molecule: messenger RNA, 2788 nt
Organism: Onthophagus taurus
Lineage: Eukaryota; Metazoa; Arthropoda; Insecta; Coleoptera; Scarabaeidae
Gene: Marf
Product: Mitochondrial assembly regulatory factor
Biological process (GO): mitochondrion localization; mitochondrial fusion
Cellular component (GO): mitochondrial outer membrane
Molecular function (GO): GTP binding; GTPase activity
Source: RefSeq, a predicted model, not a curated record
AAUUAAUAUCAAGAAAGUAAAAACAUUAGUUAAUAUUGUCAAUGUUCAAAAAUGUCAAAGUCAGUUUUGUAGAAAGUCAGUGUUGCACAUGUCGAAGAUCAUUUCCCCAAAAAGCCUCUACUGAAAAAACAUUACGUAACGUUUAAAAUAAAUGUAAGUAAACUGAUUAGUAAUAAUUGUAACGCGCUUAUCAACCGCUAACGAGUUUGUCACAUAAAAGUGGUGAAAACCUGCAAAACUAUCCGACGUUUUAACGAUACAAUGUGACCGCAAUUUCGUCUAGCUAUUUUGGGUUCGAAAAUAAAAAAAUAAGACGCAGUAAAACGGCUAGAUUACGCGUUUUAAGCGUGUUGAGGUUAGGUCGUGGUGGAGAAUGCUACGAAAUGAACAGUUGCUGUUUGCAUGUUAGAUGUUUAUUAUUGAGUGAAGACCUUUCUCGCACAACAACACAAUGGCAGCUUAUUUAAAUCGCACUGUUUCAAUGAUGUCCGGGGAUGGUCCUCACAAUCGUCCGAUUAUAGUCGGAGGCUCCAGUGAUCUUCGUCAUCCGGUGAUUAGAAACGGCGCUGACAACUCUCCUUUGCAGAUAUUCGUUCGGGCGAAAAAGAAAAUUAACGAUAUUUUCGUUGAAAUUGAAGAUUAUGUUAAAGAUACCGUUAAUUAUAUGCACGAAUUGGAGAAGCAACAACAAAUUAUUGAUGGAAAUUCGGUUAAGAAAUCGGAAGAAUUUGUUAAUAAAGUUCAUGGUAUUCGAGAUGUUUUGGCUCGCGAUCACAUGAAAGUAGCUUUUUUCGGGAGGACAUCGAAUGGAAAAAGCACGGUUAUUAAUGCAAUGUUACGCGAUAAGAUCUUACCAAGCGGAAUAGGGCACACUACAAAUUGUUUUUUACAAGUCGAGGGAUCUCCUAAUGAUGAGGCUUAUUUAGUUUUGGAAGGAAGCGAUGAAAAAUGUUCUGUAGAAUCCGUUGGGCAACUCGCCCAUGCUUUGUGUAAAGAGAAAUUGAGUGAAUCACAAUUAGUCCGGGUGUUUUGGCCAAGAAAUCGUUGCUUUCUUUUACGCGACGAUGUUGUUUUUGUUGAUUCCCCCGGUGUUGAUGUUACCCCAAACUUAGACGAAUGGAUCGAUAAGCAUUGUUUAGAUGCCGAUGUGUUUGUGCUGGUUGCGAAUGCUGAAUCUACACUGAUGGUUACGGAGAAAAAUUUCUUUCAUAAAGUGUCAACGAAACUUUCUAAACCAAACAUAUUUAUUUUGAAUAAUCGUUGGGAUGCUUCGGCGAAUGAACCGGAAUUUUUAGAUCAGUUGGAUGAACAGGCACAGGUAAGAAAACAACAUCAAGAACGUGCAAUAGACUUCUUGGUAAAAGAAUUAAAAGUAUGUUCCUCAAAAGAAGCCGAAGAACGAAUAUUUUUUAUUUCCGCAAAAGAAGCUUUAUUGGCACGAAUCGCCGAGGCCGGAAACAGUUCGCCAUCGGCAACGUUAGCGGAUGGUUUCCAAACGCGUUACUUUGAAUUUCAAGAUUUCGAACGAAAAUUUGAAGAGUGUAUUUCAAAGUCAGCGGUAAAAACGAAAUUUGAACAGCAUUCUCAACGCGGAAAAUAUAUCGCCGGUGAAUUACGAGAAGCCCUCGACACCAUUUAUAACGACGCUCAACGAUUACGCGAAGCAAAAUUAGUCGAACGAAAAGAAUUACACGAUAAAAUUAAUUAUACCGAACAACAAUUGAUGAUAAUAACGCAAGAGAUGAAACAAAAAAUUCAUAAUAUGGUCGAAGAUGUUGAACAAAGAGUUUCGAAAGCUUUAAACGAAGAAAUAAGGAGGUUAAGUAAUUUAGUUGACGAAUUUAAUUUACCGUUUCAUCCGGAACCUUUAGUUUUAAAUGUUUAUAAAAAAGAAUUACACACUCACGUGGAAACGGGGCUCGGUUCUAAUUUAAGAGCUAGAUUAUCAACAGCUUUAGCUUUAAACAUGGAAGCGAGUCAACGCGAAAUGACGGAUCGAAUGCAAGUGUUGAUUCCUCCAGAAACAAAUUCAACCGGAAUUAUUAUGCCAAGGAGACAACAACCAUUCGAAAUCCUUUACCGUUUAAAUUGCGAUAAUUUAUGCGCCGAUUUCCAUGAAGAUUUAGAGUUUCGAUUUUCUUGGGGUAUCACAACUUUAAUUCAACGUUACGCGGGAAGUAAAAAGGCUAAUAUUUUGGCUUUAAGAAACGAUAAAAGGGAACAUCCCCAAAAUUCAAUUAUUCCAACAACUCCAAUUGAUACUGUUGAUGGGAGAAUAUUAUGUGGAAAUGCAACUGCUGAGGAUUGGUCAAUUUUAAGUCGAAUUGCCUUAGCUAGUGUUAGUUCUCAAGGAACAAUGGGUGGUUUACUUGUAGCUGGAUUUUUAAUGAAAACCGUAGGUUGGAGGGUUAUCAUUGUAACCGGUGCUGUUUAUUCAUGUCUUUAUUUAUAUGAAAGAUUAACAUGGACCAACAAAGCUAAAGAAAAAUCGUUUAAAAAGCAAUAUGUUUCACAUGCGACGAGAAAAUUAAAAAUGAUUGUUGAUUUAACAUCAGCAAAUUGUAGCCAUCAAGUGCAACAAGAACUUAGCGGUACUUUUGCUAGGUUAUGUCAUCUUGUUGAUGAAGCCACCAGUGAUAUGGAUAAUAAAUUAAAAGAAUUAGAAGGACAAGUUAAUGGUUUGGAUAAAGCGGCUAGUCGAGCUAAAGUUUUGAGAAAUAAGGCGAAUUAUUUAACGCAUGAAUUGGAGUUGUUCGAAGAUGCUUAUUUAAAAGUUCAUCAUUGAAAA